UUGCAGGUUGAGCGAGUGUUCCUACCAAAACCAUGCCGCGGUUUUGCAUAUGUCUCGUUGAAUGAUCCGAAAGUGGUGAAGCGUCUUUGUCAAAUCCGUGACUUUGUGUGCGCCGGGAAGAGUAUUUAUGUGAGUGUACCGCGUCCGAAGCGACAGGAUCUGGAACCGCCGAUGCGUAUGAGAGAAGCAUCACGAGAUUAUCGCUCACAUCCGUAUCGACAUUCGUCCUAUGGCGGCGGCGGCGGCGGCCGUUGGGAUGACGAACCUCGUGGGCCUCGUAAAAGCAGCUAUUACAACGAUGAUCCAUAUUCCAGUCGAGGUCACGGUAUGUAUGACGAUUACUCGGGUGGUGGCUACGGAGGUGGCGGCCGUUCCGGGGAUCCGUAUUCGAGUCGAUCUGGAGAUAUGUACUCGAGCCGUUCCGGCGACAUGUAUUCGAGUCGUUCCGGAGAUAUGUACUCGGGCGGUGGAUACAACUCAGGCUCUGCUUAUGGCUCGAGCAACGCUUCCAGAAGCUGGCGAUGA
Molecule: messenger RNA, 525 nt
Organism: Gongylonema pulchrum
Lineage: Eukaryota; Metazoa; Nematoda; Chromadorea; Rhabditida; Gongylonematidae
Source: the annotation of a GenBank genome assembly